Messenger RNA from Aphanomyces astaci, 1945 nucleotides. RefSeq lists its product as hypothetical. Gene Ontology annotation, molecular function: protein binding. The transcript is spliced from 12 exons. The annotation marks the transcript as partial. The record is from RefSeq and is a predicted model, not a curated record. NCBI's taxonomy places the organism in Eukaryota, Oomycota, Saprolegniomycetes, Saprolegniales, Verrucalvaceae.
CAUGACUUCGUUCAAAGAGUUGAUCGAGGAUGGCCAAGAUGCGUUGACCAACCUGCGCAACUUGACGCUAAACGAUGGACCGCCGGCGAUGACGACCACAGUAGACGAUGCCUCCAUGCUUCGCACUUAUACAGCCUCCCUCGAGCGGAAACUGUUGGAGCUACUGCAGGAAAAGGAAAGGGACGCUGCUGUGUGCAAGGCGAGUGCCGAGUGUACAUUUGCCAAGAACAACGCAGGACGGGUGCUAGUCGCCAUCUUUGAUCACGUCAUGAGCGCCAAGGUGGAGGCAUUGAAGACAUGGUGGGAGACUGGGAGUAUUCAAACACGCAGUGGACCGGGACACUGGCGGUUGGAUCCCCGCACGUUGCGCGACAAACGAGGGUACAACCUGUUGCACGUGACGGUGGAUCGCAACUUAGCCAAAGAAAGUGCCAAGGUGGCGCAGAUCGAGUUGCUCGUGAAUACCAUGGGGUUUGAUGUGAAUUCCACCGACUUGGUGGGUCGAACAAGUUUGCAUCAUGCGGCCAUCAAUGGUUACGAGGAGGCGGUCAAGUGCUUGCUGGCCAAGACUUCAUGCAACCCUCUUUGGCGAGACAAAGCUGGCAUGACGGCCCUUUCCGCCGUGCAACAGAUCACAGGCGCGUCGGAAACCAUGAUCCAAGCUCUCCUAGCCGCCGAGAAGCGAGAAAAUGAUGCACAAGCUAGCGUGCCGUCGGCCUGGAGGACGCAUGGGGAAGCGUGGACGUCGUUACAUUGCAUCAUGCGGUUGGAGCGUUAUGUCGAUCGCGGACACGAGCGGCGCUUUCAGCAAUGCACUGCCAAGCUACGACAUGCCAUGGACUCGUAUUCAUCUACUCAACACGUUCCGUUUGAUGCGAUGAUUCGGGAGAGUGGGUUGUUGGAGAUGCUGGACGCUGCAAUCGAUGACUCGACCAUCGAACAUGACGAGUAUAAAGCACUGGUGACCAUCGAAGCCAGUGGAUUCUCCAUCUACGCGCCUGUGGACCAAGUCACGUAUCCGCACGGCAGCUGGGUGAAUUGGCUCCAAAGAAGUUUGUUGCGGCGACAGAGGGCAAGCACUGGAGAAAGAUACACGUGGUAUUACGCAGCGCUGUUCCAAGCUCAAAUGCAUGAGCUCCCGGGGGUUUUGGAUGUGCAGCAAGGACGCGCGUCGGUCGAGUAUUCGUCGGAAUUUGCAGUAUGCUUGCCACUUGUAAACCCCAUAUUCAUCCAAGGGCAGUCAUAUUGGGCCAUCACGGAACAAGACACGUCACUACCAAACACAUUGGCCCUUGAUCGACCCUUUGAAGGCAAGACGGCUCGAUCUGUCAAGGGAUUGAUUUGCAUGGAAGCGUCCGUGAAUCCUCCGUAUAUAGGAGUGCUGGAACUACAAGAGCGCGCACCUGGCAACAAAUUCGACACCACCAGCUCGGAAGAUGAAAUGGUCCAGGACUACCAGCGGCUAGCCCCAGACCACUCGUACGAGAUUGGCAUCAAGAUCGGGCCAGCCGCGACUAGACAAGCCGCGUCGGACCUGGCCAAAGCAUGGAGCCACGAGUGCAAGACGUUGUUUCGUCGACGCCAAUGCAUCUCGGGCGCCGCGUGUUGUGCGUACUCGUGUCCGCAACGAGUAGGCCAGUAUUUGUGCCGACAAAGUGCCGAAAAGGUUGGGCUCGACCUCGCGCUACAGACAUUUGGCCGGUCGACGUAUUCCAAGGCAUGUGCUACUUACUCUUCCACAUAGUAUAUAUUGUCUUUCUUUUACCAAAAAUUUGGACUUUUGUGCAGAUUCGCCAAAUCUCUCGAUCGAUUCUACUGACUUUUGUAUGUAAAGAUCGUCCAGUUUCACACUAAUAUUUGUCACACACUAAUUCGAUGUUGAAUUGGUCCAAAAGUGGAUUUGAUUGGCUAGUUGAUUCAUGUUUUGUAUUUUGAUUGGUCGAUC